AUGAAGCAAUCUCUUUUUCUUGCAGCGGCAAUUGCCUUCUCCGGUGUGGCAGCAAAAUGCCUCCCACCAGUGGCACACGAAGGGACCCCUGUUGGUAAAGAAAUCAAGAACGAUGACAUCACUCUUUACGUCACGGGCAAAAAGUCCGACACAGCCGUCUUGUAUCUGACCGACGUUUUUGGGAUCCAGCUGCCUCAGAACAAACUGCUGGCUGAUAGCUUCGCUCGCGCGGGAUAUCUCACCAUCGCGCCCGAUCUGUUUAACGGAACUCCCGCCCCAGAGGAUAUCAAUGGCACGCCUUCAUUCAACUUGACUGAAUUUCUAUUCAACCAUCGUCCGGAGAUUAUUGACCCAGUUCUUACAUCGGUGAUCAAGUAUAUCCGCAGCAUCCCCACGGUCAAGAAAGUAGUGGCAACUGGGUACUGUUUCGGUGGACGAUAUGCAUUCCGCACGCUCUCAGAAGGUCAAGGCGUCGACGCGGGUUUUGCUGCUCAUCCCAGUCUCCUCGAGGACGGUGAGAUUGAAGCAAUCACAGGCCCAGUAUCAAUUGCUGCCGCAGAAACCGACAGCAUGCUUACGCCGGAAAGACGUGCUACAAUCGAAGCUUUGCUCAAAGAAACAGCUCAGCCAUAUUCAGUGGCGCUUUAUAGCGGAACAAACCAUGGGUUUGGCGUUCGAGGGAACAUCUCGAAUCCGGAGGAAAAGUACGGAAAGGAGCAGGCGUUUUAUCAAGCAGUGAGCUGGUUUGAUGCUUGGGCUUAG
Molecule: messenger RNA, 762 nt
Organism: Clonostachys rhizophaga
Lineage: Eukaryota; Fungi; Ascomycota; Sordariomycetes; Hypocreales; Bionectriaceae
Source: the annotation of a GenBank genome assembly